This is a messenger RNA of Filobasidium floriforme, 1152 nucleotides long. Its product is annotated as putative aldo-keto reductase. Bases 53 to 1090 code for a protein of 345 amino acids. Lineage: Eukaryota; Fungi; Basidiomycota; Tremellomycetes; Filobasidiales; Filobasidiaceae. Gene Ontology annotation, cellular component: cytoplasm. The transcript has 6 exons. The record is from RefSeq and is a predicted model, not a curated record.
AUCCAUACUUUUUACCCAACCAAAAAUUUGAUAUACAGUCUCAAGCACAGACAUGUCCACUACGCAAUCUCGAAUCCCCACGGCCAAGCUCGGCUCGAACGGUCCUGCGAUCCCCAGGCUCGGAUUCGGUCUGAUGGGUCUCUCUGCCUUUUACGGCGGAUACGAGAGCGACGAGAAACGGUUCGAGGUCCUCGAUCGGGCCAUCGAGUUGGGGGAGACUUUCUGGGACACCUCGGACAUUUACGGUGACAACGAAGACCUCCUAGGCAAAUACUUCAAGCACAACCCUUCUGCCCGGUCCAAAAUCUUCCUCGCGACCAAGUUCGCCGGUCAAUUCGACGGGCAGACGAUGACCGUGGACUCUUCCCCCGAGUACGCAAAGAAGGCUCUGGAAAAGAGUCUUCAGAGGUUGGGAUUGGACUCGGUCGAUCUGUAUUACGUGCACCGGAUUGAUGGCAAGACGCCUAUUGAGAAGACGAUGGAGUUCUUGAAAGAGGCUCAACAACAAGGAAAGAUCAAAUACAUCGGUCUUUCCGAAGCAUCCGCCCGGACCCUCCGCCGAGCGUCCAAGAUCGUCCACAUCGACGCUGUCCAGCUCGAAUACUCCCCCUUUGCCCUGGAGUGUGAAGCCGAUGACGACAGGUACGGGGUCUUGAAGGCUUGCAGGGAGUUGGGGACGGCUAUCGUCGCUUAUAGCCCGUUGGGACGAGGACUCUUGACUGGACAGUUCAGGUCGCCGGAUGAUUUCGAAGAUGGCGACUUCCGUAAAUACACUCCUAGGUUUUCCAAAGAGAACUUCCCCAAGAACCUCGAGAUCGUCGACAAGAUCGAACAGCUCGCCAAGAAGAAGAACGUUACUCCUGGCCAACUUACCCUCGCUUGGCUCUUGGCUCAGGGAGAUGACAUCUUCCCCAUCCCCGGUACCAAGAAAAUCAAGUACCUCGAAGAGAACGUCGGCGGUGCCGAUGUCAAACUGUCCAAAGAAGAGGUUGACGAGAUCAGGCAGGUCGUCGAGGCCGCCGAGGUCGCCGGAGGAAGGUACCCUGACGGAUACGAAGAUGGGCUUUACGCCGAUACUCCCGAAUUGUAGUUUCGUUCUCGGCCAAGGCUGGCCUGGAAUUUCUACGAGAAUGGAGAAUGGGUAUUUGAGGU